UCUCAUUCUCCUGAAAGUGGCUGUGCCAAAGGUUUAGCUCAAGUAGCUCACGAUGAGCCUUCCGUUUGAUAGCAAGUGUAUCAAAAAAGCAGUCCGUUAACUGCCGGCAAAGGGAAUAAUUUCAGACAAUGUUUUCGAAUUGAACGGACUGUGAUGUAGCCUACCAUCACAUUUAAGGAAGUUCAGAUUUACUUGGAAUGACGAUAACAGCUGGUUGGACAGUACACUCAAGACCCUGCCGGGCUUGUUUGAACACGGACAGCGAGGUUGAUUUUAUUUUUUAAUGGGAAGUGACAGUGAAGUUGGACAUAUCUAUAAAAAAAAAUAUCCAGCGUAUUUUUGUUUUAUAAUGCAGUGUAUUUUUCCUCUGAGGAAUCAGGCUGUGUUUCGGCAGCUCGCGUGGAUAAUACCUAGGGAAGAGCAACAGUGAAAACGCGAAAAAAUCUCGAGGCACCAGGCACACCGGUUUCUAGAGGUCUAUAACACUUAGAAGUACAACGCUGGACGUCACUUACACAGUAGUUGCCUUUGCUGGAUGGGCUCAAUAUAUUUUCAACAUAAAGAGGCUCAGGCUACUCCCGCAGUGACUCAGUAUCAUGGAGGCAGGUAGUGGGGCUGCUGCAGUAGUGGGGAGUGCAGCUUUAGGACUGCUGGGAGCCGCAGCAACCAGCCAUGACAUCUCUGACAGGGGCCUGAGACCAGGGCGUCACCCAGAGGAGGACGACAUAGUACCUGAGCUGGCCCGUCUGGUCUACCCCCGAGAGAGACCCGACUGGGAGGAGACCAUCAGUGCCAUGGCGCGGAGUGCUGAGGUCCCCGAGCUAAAUGCCGAGCCCCUAUUGCGCUCCUGCAGUAGCACGGCCAGCAUGAAGGUCAAGAACAUCAAGAAACUGUCCUUCACCAAAGGCCACUUCCCCAAGCUGGCAGAGUGCGCCCACUUCCACUAUGAGAAUGUGGACUUUGGGACCAUCCAGCUGGCCCUCGCAGAUGAACAGAGUGAAGUGACAAGGAAUGGCUUUGAGUCCAAGGAGCUGGUGUACUUGGUCCAGAUUUACUGCCAGGGCCGAAGUUGGAUUGUGAAGCGCAGCUAUGAGGAUUUCCGUGUCCUCGACAAGCACCUGCACCUUUGCAUCUACGACCGUCGCUUUUCUCAGCUGCCAGAGCUGCCCCGGGUCAGCAGUCUAAAGGAUCGUGCUGAGGCAGUUUCCCAGAUGCUGAUGGCUUACCUCUCCCGCUUCUCAGCGAUCGCUGACAACAAGAUCAACUGUGGACCCGCCCUGACGUGGAUGGAGGUUGAUAACAAGGGGAACCACUUACUGGUCCACGAGGAGUCCUCCAUCAAUGUACCUGCCAUCGCUGCUGCCCAUGUCAUCAAGCGUUACACAGCCCAAGCUGCUGAUGAGCUCUCCUUUGAGGUUGGGGACAUUGUGUCGGUGAUUGACAUGCCCCCGAAGGAGGACACGACAUGGUGGAGGGGCAAGCACGGCUUUCAGGUUGGCUUCUUUCCCAGUGAGUGUGUGGAGCUGAUAAACGACAAGGUGCCACAGUCCGUCACCAACUCAGUGCCAAAACCAGCAUCCCCCUGCUCUGGUCUGCCUCCUGCCUCCUGGAAUCUAUUCCCCCCCUAUUUGGAGAUGGAGAAUGUAAAGCAGGACAGUGCAUGGAUGGCCGAUCCAUUAAACCACUACAGGCUGAGCUCAGUGUCUAAGAAGCACGGGAAGCUGAUCACGUUCCUGCGUACCUUCAUGAAGUCCCGGCCUACCAAGCAGAAGCUGAAGCAACGGGGCAUCCUCAGGGAGAGGGUGUUUGGCUGUGACCUUGGAGAGCACCUUCUCAACUCGGGCCACGAUGUUCCCCAGGUACUCAAAAGCUGCACAGACUUCAUCGAGAAGCAUGGUGUGGUGGACGGCAUGUACCGACUCUCUGGAAUCGCCUCCAACAUCCAGAAACUACGGCAUGAGUUUGACUCAGAGCAGAUCCCCGACCUGACCAAAGAUGUGUACAUCCAGGACAUCCACUGUGUGGGCUCCCUGUGCAAGCUGUACUUCCGCGAGCUGCCCAACCCCCUGCUAACCUACCAACUCUAUGAGAAAUUCUCUGAGGCCGUGUCAGCAGCCACAGACGAGGAGCGGCUCAUCAAAAUACAUGAUGUCAUCCAGCAGCUGCCUCCGCCGCAUUACAGGACUCUGGAGUUCCUCAUGAGGCACCUUUCCCAUCUAGCCACCUUCAGCUACGUUACCAACAUGCACAGCAAGAACUUGGCCAUUGUCUGGGCCCCUAACCUUCUGAGGUCUAAGCAGAUCGAGUCAGCCUGCUUCAGCGGCACAGCAGCCUUCAUGGAGGUCCGCAUCCAGUCAGUGGUGGUGGAGUUCAUACUGAAUCACGUAGACGUCCUCUUCAGCCCCAAGCUCAGCUCACUCAUACGGGAGGGAGCAGGACACAACUCAUUAUCGCGGCCUAAGUCCCUGCUGGUGUCUUCUCCCUCCACCAAGUUGCUGACGCUGGAGGAGGCCCAGGCACGGACACAGGCCCAGAUCAACUCCCCAGUCACGGCGGACAGCAAGUACAUUGAGGUGGGAGAGGGCCCGGCAGCCCUGCAGGGCAAAUUCCACACCGUCAUCCAGUUCCCUACUGAAAGAAAAAGGCCGCCUGUAAAAUCCAAGAAGUCUCCGGUGGGAAGCUGGCGCUCGUUCUUCAACCUGGGCAAAUCCUCAUCUAUGUCCAAGCGCAAGCUGCAGCGUAACCCCAGUGAACCCAGUGAACUGAAGACCAUGGCCCUGGCAGGAGGCAGGGGGGACACAGCAACGCUCAGAUCGGCCAAAAGUGAGGAGUCGCUUACCUCGCUACACAACGUUGAAGGAGAGUCAAAGGUGUACCGUCCGCGGCGACCCCGCUCCAGCAGCGAUGCCCUCUCGGCCUCCUUCAAUGGAGACCUGCUGGACAGCCACACCCGGCAACAUUGUAACGCCUUCGAAAAGCUGGCCCAAGGCAAUAGCGUGGGCUCUACCCGCGACAGGGCGGGCAGCGACGAGGACGAAGGGCCCAUCUGUGUGCCAGCCCUCAUUUCACCCCCGCGUUCGUCUGGCGAGGAUGUGGACCUUAGCCCACCUGACAUCGGCAUGGCCUCGUUGGACUUUGACCCCAUGUCAUUCCAGUGCAGCCUACCCGACGGCUCCUUCUCCUUCCCCAUGGGGCUGAGUGAUGCAGCCACAGGCGUGGCCGGCCAAGGCAGUGCUGAAAACAACUCGGCUCCUGUCUCACCCUCAUUCCUGGGAAAGUUCACCAGCCCAUUCCUGUCGCCUGACCUCAGCCCUGCCAUGGGAAAGAAAGCUGAGAGCAAGAAAAUGACCUGCUCUGUGUCUUUCCCAGACAAAACCUUACAGGCUGUGUCCCCUAUAAAGUCCAAGUCUGCUAUUUUGGCUCCACUGACAAUUUCGGAGCCGUUCGCAGUAGAGUUUCCUGCGAAGCCAACAGAAAGCCAUUGUGUUCCGCAGCCAUCCUCCCCUCCCACGGGACUGCUCAGGGACUCGCCUCCGUUGAUGGGCUCAGUGCUGCUGAGGACGGGGGAGCCAUCGCUGAGUGAGGCCUUCCAGAUGGAGAUGCACUGUAAACUCUCCGACUUAGACACUGACAUCAACACUGAGAGCCAGGACGCCACAGGAGAAGAAAACCCUGCCCAGCAACCUUCACCCACAAGUGGCCGAGAACAACCAGGAGCCGUAGCUAGUCUGGACUCUCCAAAGGCCUCCCCCUCCGUGUCCCUACUCCACCCCCCGCCCCCUCCGAAGAAUGCUGCACGUAUGCUGGCCCUGGCCCUGGCCGAGUCUGCCCAACAGGCAUCCAUCCUGACCCAGAGGAGGCCCUCCAAGUCCCAGCCACCCACACCACUGUCCCCUGUCAGGCCCAUGGAGCCCUCACAUUCUCUGGACUGGCCCCCUCCCCCACCCAUGCAUCCCCACACGUCCCUUGAGGAAGGACUCCAAACAGGAGCAGCCCAAACCCCAAACCAAACCCCCACUACCAUCACCCCAAACCUCACCCCUUCCUCUUCUCCACCUCCCACCAUCACUACUGACAAACAGCCCAGCCAGUCAGCCAGCCGUCAGUCCAUCAGUUCAGGCCCGGGUGCUAAGUCCUCCCCCACUCUUCCCGGAGCCAGGCAGGAGCCUUCAUCUGCAUCUCCCCUUCAUCAGUGUGCCACCAUUCCCUCCAGCCCCUCUGCCCAUGUGUCCCCCACUCAGAGGAGUCCAGAGGGGCGUCAGCCGGCCGUGGGCCAGGUAGCAGUCGGCAGCACUGAAUCCUCCACCGCCCCGGCCACCACCACCAGGAGCAGCAGGGAGCCGGUUGUCCUGCCACAGCCUACUCCUGAAGAGGUCCCUGUUGAUGAGAACGUCUGGUCGUCGACCCUUCCAAAGUCCUCUGAGCAGCCUCAACCAGCGCCUCAUCCUCAGUCUAAACCUCAGCUCCAGCCUCAUCCCAAGCCCCAGUCCCAUCCCCAGCCAAAUGCCAGACUGGCCCCCGCUCCAGCUGAGUCAGUGGAGAGACCGUGGGAGGCCAUAAAGCCAGUACAGCCCCCAACAGAGCCUGUGCCCCACAACAAUGCCCAUGGGCCGCCAACGCCACCCGUCCGCUCCAUCGAGAGCAAACUGGCAACCGCUGCCCUGAGCCACACCGAGGCCGCCAACCCUGGCAUCUUCCACAAUAUCCUGGCAGAGGCUUCCAUGCCUGAAGAGGCCCUCGCCCAUCCGCCCCCUCCCCUGCGGAAGACUUCCAACCACCAGUCAGCCUACCUGUACCACACAAAGGGAGAUGCCGCCUCGCUGGAGCCUAUGGGUGAAGACUACUACCACCAGCGGGCCAUUCCCACAGGGCAGCCUUCGUACCACUACCGGCCGGACAGUGUUCCCCCACACCACUCCUACGUGUCCAAGUCAGAGCCCCAGAUACCUUACAGUGCCCGCACGGACCAGCGCUACAACACCCUGGCUCACCCCAGGUCCUACCACCAGACCAUGAAGCACCGCGGGCCCCCCAGGGCUGGUGAGUACAUCAGCCCCAGCCUGGGACACCGCGGCCAGGCCUACGGGCCAAUGGAGGGAGGCCCGGUCUACCCCACCAUUCGCAGGGUCCACUCGCUCCACGUGCCCUCGAACGUCCGUUCCGUGCCCUUCCAGAGGGCAGAGGUGCCGCCGGACAACGAGCUCUUCUACUACCAGCGGCCCGUCUACCAGUGCAAGGCCUACCAGCCGCCUCAGCAGUCCCCGCAGGCCGACUACCAUGUCACCCAGCUCCAGCCUUACUUUGAGAACGGCCGCGUGCAGUACCGCUACAGCCCGUAUUCGCCUAGCACCAACCCACUGGACAGCCCUUACUAUGACGUUGACCCCUACGGGACCGUCCGGCUGCGGCACUUCCACUCGUUCGGCAGCAGGGACCUGGGGCCAGCCCUCGGCCGGUCGGGGGGCAAGGCAGGAAGCUACCAUUACCUGUCCCGCCAUGUCUUCCCACCGGGGAAGGAGCACAGCUUCGUUAGCAGAGACAUGCCCCCAGUCCACGGCUCCAAGGGAGCCGCUGUCUACAUCGCUUGGGACCCCGAUGAGUCGGAAAGGCUUCGGAUGCACUCCAUCCGCAGAGAGAGUCGCGCCAGGCAGAAGGUCAAGGGUCCCGUCAUGUCUCAGUACGACAACGUGGGAAUGUUCGUGCCUGGAGACCUGGGAAGGUACGAAACCCUACACCUGCGCAGUAAGUCGGACCCUGGCAAAGCCAUGCUGAUGUCUGCUGAGGGUAAAGAUGGGCACUAUGGCGUACACCCAGGCUCCCAGCAUGCACCCCGACACCUGGUGUCAGACCUCGACCUCCUCAUGUACAUGGAGCCGGAAAAGCACUGUCAGGGGAACGGCACAGGGGACCAACAGAUCAGCUCCAGGAACUGCCCUGCCUCCCACUUGCACCAAGCCCAACACCUGCCGCGCAAACAACCCCAUCAGCAGGACCCUAGCCAGCACGACCCCGGCGACAGCGCUCGGGGCUUCCAACCGAGCUACGAACGACUCGAUCCAGACCGCCAUCUGAACCGGGCAAAAACCCCUGGUGGUCACCAGAAGCACGACGACCAGCAACAGCCGACCCCAGUCAAGCCUGAGCGGUUGCACAGCGUCCGAGAGCGACCGCAGCAGCACUACAGCCAAACGCCCAUGCCUGAACCGGACAGAGACUACUCAUAUCAGCUCCAUGGUCGGCAGCAGAGACACAGUACCGUGACGGUGCAGUCCCACUAUGACAAUCUGGAUGACUACCACCCAGCAGCAGUACCUCAGCCACAGGCCCCCAUGCCAAAUUCUCACGGGGGCUCCUCUGGCUCUUUCCCUACCAACCCUGGCUUCACAGGAAGCCACAGCAACAGAGCAUACUCGACUGCCUUGGGCCAGGGCGCCUUCAUUCCAGCUGAACUGGCCUUGCAGAGGCCUGAGACAGAAAUACAUGCUGAAUGAGGAAGAGACUUUUGAAAAGAAAUGUAAAACUUUUGCGCUGGUUUUAGGAAGCAAAUAAGUGACUCAACUCUAGAUUGAAAUGUUCCGCAGCCUCUGCAGGACAGUGGACUGUCAUCUGACCGUUUCACAUUAUUUUUCUCUGUAUUUUCUAAGAAUUGUAAAGAAAAUAAUAAGAUACUUUUUACAGAAUGUACUAAAUUUGCUUUAAUUUCCUUCAUUGUUUUAAGUCAAACAGUUUAAUGAAAUGGUGGCUAAAUGUUUAUGAUAUUAUAAAUAAAAGGUAUGUGAAACUGGAACCACAAAUAUUUUAAAUGUGUACAAAAAUGAACUACUGGUUUUAGCCGGUGCUAAGGAAGUAGAGCGUAACAGGAUGAAGAUUUGCAUUUUAGAAAUGCAUGUACAGUAAAUCUCUUAAAGAACUGUUCUGUGUACCUCUGAUAUCCAUUGUGUAAUUUCUGGUUGUUAUAGUAAAAAUUGUCAUAGGAGGAAAUCAUUGAGCCCUCCUUUAUGUGUACACAAGGCAGUGCAGUAUGUUCAAUUAAGAGUAUCAAGUGAGUUCUAGGCCUUCCGUAUUGGAGGAACGUUUACCUGGUACCGUAGGGGUAUGUUCAUAUUUUAUUUGCUCUGUGACUGUGCCAUGCUUAGAUUUUAUGUAUUUUUGCUAUGAAACAGAGUGAAGUUAAUUAUAAUGUAAUGUUAGAGGUUUGCUCUUCAUUGUAAGGGGGACCAAACGUUUUGGCUGAGUCUUUUUGACUGUGAAAGCAUUCCUGCACAUGCUUCAUGAUUGGGUUUGAGAAUGACAGUGUUACCUUGUAAGACAUUUUCAGUGCAAGUAGCUAAUGAAAUUGGCAGAUGAUUAAGAUUUAUCUAAUUUCAUUUCAGAUUAAGGUAAUUCAAAUAUUUAAACUUUGACCUUAUUUCAGUCGUAACCCCCAUUGGCUUGUGAAGGUACUAUUCUCUUUUGCCUUAUGAUUACCUAUUCAAAUGAAUACUAAACUAAAUACUCCCAUAUGUCCCUCCUUUGCUGUGGGGCACAGUGGCUAAAGAAACACAUAGUUGUGUGAAUGUGAAAACAUCUAUCUCAGUAACUGGAGGGUAUUGUAAUGUUAAAUAGUAACAACAAUAAAAUUGUUCAGGAAA
Molecule: messenger RNA, 7631 nt
Organism: Esox lucius (northern pike)
Lineage: Eukaryota; Metazoa; Chordata; Actinopteri; Esociformes; Esocidae
Gene: arhgap32b
Product: Rho GTPase activating protein 32b
Exons: 27
Coding region: 597-6491 (1964 amino acids)
Biological process (GO): small GTPase-mediated signal transduction
Cellular component (GO): Golgi apparatus; cell cortex; fibrillar center
Molecular function (GO): GTPase activator activity; phosphatidylinositol binding; protein binding
Source: RefSeq, a predicted model, not a curated record